CAUUUUCAACCGUGUGCCCGUGUGAUAGCCCCUUUAGAACAUAGUGGCAUUGACAGCAGCAACACUGAGUGUAAGUGUCAACGUCAAGUGUCAUAAGUGUCAAAUCACUCUGGAAUUUAGUUCGUUACGCCGGUUACGCGGUAUUUCUGUUACUUUACUGUAUUAAGUUUAUAGUAGAUUAAGUUUAUGGCGUUGGGGAUCGGCGAUUAUUACCUAUUAUAUGAUGAAUUCAAAUUCAAGUCUAUCUUCUGCGAGGUCUGUGGCAUCGAUAUCCAGAGAGGAACAAGGCAGUGGUGUUGACAACAAUGACAAUGUCGGUGGUUGUACCUCAACAAUGACAACAACUUAUCCACUCAUUUUAACUGGUGGCAAAUAUUUCGAAGUGAAAGUGACGACAGACAUCAAUGCCCUCGGUGGUAGCAAAGAUCCAGAAAAAGUUGAAGCAACUUGUAUAAAAUGUCAAACAGUUAUUAAAGGUAGUCUUAAGGCUACCAGCAACUUUAAAGUACAUUUGAAGCGUAAAUAUCCGGAUGCUUUAUUAGAAUAUGAGAAAGAUAAAGAAAACACCCAGGGCAAAAGGAAAAAAAAACAGAAAACCCUCAAUGAGAAAAGUCUAACACAAAUGAAAUUGAAUAUUUCAAGUUUCAAAUCACAAAAAGAACAUUCAGUGCAACAAAAGCUAGAUAAUAACAUACUUAACUAUGUUGUCAACAGUAUGAAACCACUAAGUACUGUGGAUGAUCCUAACUUCGUAAAGAUGUUUACUGACAUAUCUGAACAGCUUCAGGUUAUGUCCAGAAGAACAUUAGGGAGAAAAAUUGAUACAGCCCAAAAAACUGUUACAGAUAAACUUAUAAGCAUUUUCAGUAAAUUGGACUAUGUGUCCACAACAGCAGACAUAUGGUCUACAAAAACCAGAAGCUUUCUUGGUGUAACAGCUCAUUGGAUCAAUGAGGCUACACUUGAACGUAUGAGCUGUGUCUUGUCAUUCAAUCGCUUUAAGGGUUCUCACACAUACGAUAAAAUUGCUGAAAUGCUGUUUGAAGUCCAGUCAGAUUUUAGACUAGCACAUGAUCAAAUGAUAUCUACAACCACAGACAACGGAUCGAAUUUCGUUAAAGCAUUCAGAGAAUUUGGUAUUGUCGACUAUGUACCAGAUUUCUCAGGUCCUGAAGAUACAAUGGAAUUGGACAAUUUUAGCGCAAGUGACACUCUAUAUGAAGAGGUGCUUUUAGUUAAUAAUUCUGAAGAACUUGAAACAAGGGAAUUGUAUUUGCCACGACAUCUGAGAUGUGCCAGUCACACUCUAAGCCUUUUAGCCACAACAGACUUGAACAAUUACAUAAAAAAUUCUCUCAUUAGCAGAAUACAUUAUUCUGCCACUGCUAAAUGCACUUUGCUCUGGAACAUGUCAAGAAAACCAAAGUCUGCGGAAAUAAUCAAGGAACAUCUUGGGCAUCAAUUAUUAUACCCAUGUCCAACAAGGUGGAAUUCCCUCUAUGAUGCUAUUCUCCAUCUCAUGAAAAGCAAAACUAAACUAAAUAGUUUAUUUGAACAGUUAGGCAAGGCAAACACAUUUUCAGCAGUAGAACUUGAAUAUUUAGAAGAGUUAUUGGAGGUUUUGAAACCUAUCGCGUCAGCUCUUGACUACCUUCAGGGUGAUAAUUGCUAAUUGGUAAACUGUUACCCACGUUGAUGACUAUUAAAACCAAACUGGAAAGACUACAAAACAGUAAUCUGCGCCAUUUCUCUCGAGUUGUACCAAAACUACUAGAAAGUUUAGAAAAGAGGUUUGACAAAUUUCUCCAAUUGAGACCUGAAGCCAAUGAAGCUAUUUUGGCAGCUUGUUUCCAUCCAGCGUAUAAAAUGCGAUGGCUACCAGAAACCUGUUUAAACGAGGACAAGCAAAGGUUACAAAAUCUUGCGAUCACAACGUUGGAAUCAGUUUCAGUGCUUCCAAGAAGUGGUAGUGGUAGUUCUAGCAUUAGCAAGAAUGAUGACGAUGAUUUCAUCAUCUUCUCUGAUUAUACACGUGAUAGGCCAGUCACAUGUAUGGAAGUAGAAUUAGUGAGUUUUUUAAAUGAGAAGGGGAAAGAUCUCAGUGCCCUUGAACGCUACCCAAACAUUAAAAAAAUGUUUAUUAAAUUUAAUACCAGCCUAUGCUCUUCCGGUCCAGUUGAGAGACUGUUUUCAUUGGCUGGAUACAUUCAUUCGCCAACUAGACGAA
Molecule: messenger RNA, 2227 nt
Organism: Cydia fagiglandana
Lineage: Eukaryota; Metazoa; Arthropoda; Insecta; Lepidoptera; Tortricidae
Exons: 4
Coding region: 221-1672 (483 amino acids)
Source: RefSeq, a predicted model, not a curated record